Hyaloperonospora brassicae is the source of this 294-nucleotide messenger RNA. NCBI's taxonomy places the organism in Eukaryota, Oomycota, Peronosporomycetes, Peronosporales, Peronosporaceae. The record is from the annotation of a GenBank genome assembly.
AUGCAGUAUCUCUUCCCGGCUCUCUCGGCCAUCGCCGCCGCCGUCGCGCUCGUCAUUGCCGAGCAGCAGGUUACCCUCAAGAUCCACGUUGGUCCCGGGAAGUUCUACGUGACCCCGAUCGGCCAGCAAUGCGCGUUCAACAACUGCAUUGAUCCCCAAGUGUACCCAUACGUGAGCGUUAAACAGGAUUACAACUCUCCGAAGCUGCUGUGCCCGUACCCGAACCCGUACAACAAGAAGCUGGGCAAGCUGCACGACGAGGAGAGCGACGACGACGUUGAGCAAGAUCAGUAG